AUUCCCAGCUCCGAUCGCGAAAUGCGUUCGCUCCUCUGCCGCCGCGCGCGCCCCUUCGCUUCGCGGCGCCUCCUCUCCGCGCUCGCCAGCGGCGGCGGGGUCGGGGCCCCGAGUGCCGGGGUGGUGUACGGGUUCGGGGACAACAGCCACGGCGCGGUGGGCCAGCCGGCGCCGGCCGCCGCAGCCUACGUGCCCACGCCCGUGCCCUCCCUCCCGCCGUCGGUGAGCGCCGUUGCCGCGGGCCACUACCACUCCCUCGCCGUCUCCGCUGCUGGCGAGGUCUGGGCGUGGGGGCGCAACGACGAGGGCCAGCUGGGCCGCGGGCUCCAUUCUCCGAGGAAUACUUGGAGCAAGCCAGAACAGGUCAGAGGAUUGGAAAAUGUUCAAGUUCAUGCUGUAUCUGCUUCAGGUGUUGUUUCAGCAGCAAUCGGGUGUGAUGGCUCUUUAUGGGUUUGGGGGAGAUCAAAGCGUGGCCAACUUGGUCUUGGGAAGGACAUCAUAGAAGUUGCAGUGCCUUCUAGAGUGGAAGCACUUGCUAGCUACGACGUUGUUAAGGUAUCAUUUGGAUGGGGGCAUGCCAUGGCAUUGACAAAGGAUGGAAAGCUAUUUGGUUGGGGCUACUCGGAAAAUGGAAGGUUAGGAGAAAUGGGCCACAGUACUAGGGCACCUCCAGAAGAAUACAUAGGCAAAACGGUAGACAAGUAUUCUAGUUCAAUGCUGGAGGCUGUUGAAAAGAUGGUUGAAGAGAAAAUUAGGAGUGAGGACAAUAUGCCUAUCAUCUGGGAACCUUCUCUUGUUCAUGAAUCGAGUUCUCUUGAGGUGUCUGAUAUGUCUUGUGGACUUGAUCACUCCCUAAUUCUCUGCUCUGAUGGUGUUGUACUAAGCGGUGGUGACAACACUUUUGGACAGCUGGGUAGGAAGCCUGGGCUGUCCAAAUUGCUUCCUGUUGACAUGAGCUAUAGUCCAUUUUCCGUGUCAGCAAGUGUUGGACACUCUCUUGCGUUAUGCCAUAUAUCAACUGAAGGCACUGACGGUGUGGAAACUGGUGUCCUCUCAUGGGGAUGGAACUGCAGCUCCCAGCUUGGACGACCCGGCCAAGAAGACGUUCCAGCACUGGUCGACUGUCUGAGUGGGGAAAGGCCAGUAUCGGCUUCUGCUAGCCGUGUCCAUUCGAUUGUUCUUACUUCAGAAGGCGAAGUUUGGACGUGGGGGUCUGGCCGGGCUGGCAGGCUAGGUUUGGGCAGCUCAAUUGAUGAGGCAGAGCCGUGUCUCGUCAAUACCCUGGAAGGAGUAGAAGUCUUACAGGUUGCCGCUGGGAUGGACCAUAAUCUUCUCUUGGUCGCUGAGUAGGUUGGGCUGCUGGUUCACAGAAAGUUGUUUGGUUCUUGGUCUGGUCACUGGAACGGUUUGCAUCAGGGUGGAUGAAAUCUUCAAAACAGUUAUGAUGGUUGCUGCUUCAGUAGGCUUGUAGAAUUGGGAAGUGUAAUAUUUUCCCAUUGUUAUCUAUGCUUUCCUACUUUAUCUGUCACCCACUGGAUAGGAAUCAUCUGUCUGGAGAAAUUGAAGGUUGGCGCCAUUUUUCCUUUCCUGGAGUACGGCCAGUACCAUUGUGCAUUCCAAGACCUCUGAUGUAGAGUAACUAUGUAACUUUUUCUUUUGGAGUAUUUCCGGAGCUUUCUUGUUUUCUGUUAUCUCUAAUAGUAGUAAUAAUAGACUUGUACCAUUGGUCUUUGCAACGAUGAUGUA
Messenger RNA from Phragmites australis (common reed), 1746 nucleotides. RefSeq names its product ultraviolet-B receptor UVR8. The record is from RefSeq and is a predicted model, not a curated record. NCBI's taxonomy places the organism in Eukaryota, Viridiplantae, Streptophyta, Magnoliopsida, Poales, Poaceae. The transcript is spliced from 4 exons. The coding region runs from base 22 to 1350 and encodes 442 amino acids.